CACGUGCUUUCAGCUGUCAAAAGGGCUACUUUUUAGUAGCGAUUUCAACGAAUAGAGUGCACCACGGGCGCGUUGGGCAGAUUUAAUAUGCAUCAGUGUCAUAAACGAAUGAAUUAAAAAGUCCAAACGGCUCUGCGUCUACUAGCGGUUAAAUUACAAACUCCACCUAAUAAGCCUUGUUCUAUGAGUAUCACUCCAUUUUUUAGCAGCGCCCACAGAACAUACCCCCUAUGGGGGGUUAUUUUGUGGCAGCGCCUUCACCUUGUUCUAUGGCCUUCACCAGGAGCUGAAUUAGCGAAUAGGUUAAUGAUAACAACAAAAUAUGCUUCAAUUUGUGCUUGAAUCAGCUUGAAUUAAUUCUCCGAAAUUAAUGGCGAUUUAAUUUCUAAUUUUUUUUCUGGACGUUUGUAAGAUAGUUGCAGAUAGUUGUAAGAAUUUGGAAAGUGUGAGUCAAGCUGGUGAUGGAGUUGAAUGACGAGCAAUAUAGCCGGAUACGGGAUAUUCUUUAUGACGAUUGGGGCAUCUUUGAAUUGGACCAACUGAAAAUCCUCUUCAAAUCCCAUAUAAACUCCAAACGAAGAUUUGAGAAAAUCAAAACCCUUCCCAGCCUGUUCAGGGUAUUGGAGAAACGGGACAUUCUGGGCCCUGGACAUAUUGAAUCGUUGAAUCGCGUUAUUCAAGUUUGUGCCCCCCGAAACGUUGAAAUCAAUAAUAUUAUCUCCAACCGAACGGGAUCCAAUGUUUAUGGGCAUGGGAUGCCUAAUUCACUGCAUAGUGGAAGUCCCAUACGGAUGGAACAACCCGGAUCCCCCCAAGAUUUUAGUAACUAUCCGAUUGCAAAAAUAGCUAAUGUGAUUGGCUGUCGCAUCGGUUCUGACUGGCAAGAAUUGGCCAGAGCACUUCGCAUGCCAGAAGGACAAAUCGACAUGUUAGGUGUAUCUAGCUUAUCAGGUUCACAUAUACAACUGUUGUUGAACUAUCACUAUGAAACAUAUGGAACUAGUUGGGAGCGCUGGCGAACUGAGCUGCAACGCGGAUUGGUUAGCGUCGGCCGUAAAGAUUUGAGUGAAAUCAUUGACGAAAUUUUGGUAUUUCAUCCAUUUAACUACGUUUCCCGGUAACUAUCUAUCUAUAUAUAUGCUCAGUUUCCCAUGUUUCAAGUUUAUUUUUACUCUACUUUUAAUGUAUGCAAUGGGGUUUCGAGAGAUAACCAGUGGUGUCUCCCAAAACACGUGAUAAAUCGCCAUUUCAUAUUUAUAGUCUGACUUAUCUUAGUUGACUCACUUACUUGAUUCUGUAGAUCUGCAAACAAUGGUUGUGAAAGUUUAGUUGCAUUGAUCUACAUUCUCUAAUCGUUAUUUUAAGUUCUAAGUGAAUGUAACCUUUGUGCGGUUUGCCUAAAUUAGCCGAAGUUUUGUAAGCAUCCACAAUCAACACGGUGAUUACAUCUGGACUUACCUGCAUAAAUUCAUGAGUUGUUUUCAAAGACGUACUCAUGGAAUGGCAUAAAUAAAGCGCACUGAUCACAAUGACAAAUUUUGUGCUGAUUAACGGUAGAUAAGACCUACUUGUUAAUAUGGGGGUUCCCCCGAUGUUUCCACACAAAACUUUUGCGUGACAUUUUUCAUAUAAUUUACUCUAAAUUCACUAGUUUCUUCUUCAAAACAAACUCCCAUCAUUAAUCAGAGAAUCAUUUAUGUAUUAACCACCCAAACCCACUCAUACUGAAAUCGUUUUAACGUUUAUACACUUUUUUGUUUGUUUUAAAUUUGUAUAGUAUGUACUAUAAAUAUUGGAAAUUUCAUAUUUUAUUAAUAAUGUACUGUGUUUGAGCACACGGCUGUGUUUUUGUUAGCCGAAGCAUUUUGUAAUAUCAAUCAUGAUUUAACAGUGAAAUUGAUAAAAAUUACACUAUUAGUCUUGUGCUUAGCAAUGCAACUGCAGGACUUGGGAAGACUCUGAGUCAAAUAAUUGCUGAAACGAACUGUUUUUGCCAUGCCAAAGAUUCUGUUUUUUUUAAAUCAUGAUAUGCUAUUAUGAAAUACUCGUAACUUUUAAAAAUAAAUAUAUAUUUUAUAUUGUUA
Molecule: messenger RNA, 2084 nt
Organism: Dendroctonus ponderosae (mountain pine beetle)
Lineage: Eukaryota; Metazoa; Arthropoda; Insecta; Coleoptera; Curculionidae
Exons: 3
Coding region: 462-1121 (219 amino acids)
Biological process (GO): signal transduction
Molecular function (GO): protein binding
Source: RefSeq, a predicted model, not a curated record